ACUUCAAAAUAUUCCAAGUAAAUAGCAGCUUUUGUGUUUCAUACAAUGGCAAAAAGUGCAUCACUUUUGUUCCUAAUUAUGAUGGUUUGUCUGUCGGAAGCAGUUCUUGAUAGCCAUUAUUACUCAAAAACAUGUCCCAAUGCAGAAAAUAUCAUUCUUCAAACCGUCUACAAUGCUUCCAUCCAUGACCCCAAAGUCCCUGCUCGUCUUCUUAGACUCUUCUUUCAUGACUGUUUCAUAAGGGGAUGUGAUGGUUCGGUGUUGAUAGACUCGACACCAGAGAACCAGGCGGAGAAAGAUGCACCUCCAAACAUCUCGCUAAGGUCAUUCUAUGUGAUAGAUGAGGCCAAAGCCAAGCUUGAAAGUGCAUGCCCACAUACUGUUUCUUGUGCUGAUAUUGUUGCUAUUGCUGCUAGAGAUGUAGUAACUUUGUCUGGAGGCCCAUAUUGGAGUGUACUCAAAGGAAGGAAAGAUGGGAAGAUUUCAAAGGCUUCUGAGACCAUCAACUUGCCAGCUCCAACUUUCAAUGUCUCCCAACUCAUUCAGAGCUUUGCAAACAGAGGAUUAGAUGUUAAGGACAUGGUUGCUCUAUCUGGGGCUCACACACUUGGAUUCUCACACUGUUCUUCCUUUCAAUCACGACUUCGAAACUUCAGCGCGACUCAUGAAAUUGAUCCUACUUUGGAAUCUGGGUUUGCUCAAAUUCUAAGAAACAAAUGUCCAAAACCAAACGUGGACAAAAAUGCUGGACAGUUCUUGGACCCAACUUCCUCAACUUUUGACAAUGUGUAUUACAAGAGACUGUUGGAAGGAAAGGGUGUGUUUGGUUCUGAUCAAGCUCUGUUUGUUGAUUCUAGAACUAGAGGGCUUGUUGGGUUGUUUGCUCAAGAUCAGAACUUGUUCUUUAAGGAGUUUGCAGCUUCAAUGGUGAGUUUGGGUAAUGUUGGGGUAAUUCAGAAUGGAAAUGUCAGAAUCGAUUGCCGGGUGCCAAACUAAGUGAGGGAGAGUCUUUUUUUUUUUUUUCCCUUUGUUUUUUCUCACAAAUGUGAUGUGAUGUUGAAUUAUUACUAUUUGGAAUAAAAGUGAGAAAGGUGUUUCUUUCAUUAA
Cucumis sativus (cucumber) is the source of this 1107-nucleotide messenger RNA. Its product is annotated as peroxidase 66. Gene Ontology annotation, biological process: hydrogen peroxide catabolic process; response to oxidative stress. The record is from RefSeq and is a predicted model, not a curated record. Bases 46 to 996 code for a protein of 316 amino acids. The transcript has 3 exons. Gene Ontology annotation, cellular component: plasmodesma; plant-type cell wall. Gene Ontology annotation, molecular function: heme binding; peroxidase activity. NCBI's taxonomy places the organism in Eukaryota, Viridiplantae, Streptophyta, Magnoliopsida, Cucurbitales, Cucurbitaceae.